Symbiodinium sp. CCMP2456 is the source of this 5013-nucleotide messenger RNA. The record is from the annotation of a GenBank genome assembly. NCBI's taxonomy places the organism in Eukaryota, Dinophyceae, Suessiales, Symbiodiniaceae.
AUGGAAAGCCCUACCUUGAGCAGGAGGCACAACAAGCUGACCAUAGAUCCAGAUCGGGCUGAGCGCCGCCAGAGUGCGCAAGGGCUCUUCAAUGCUAAAACAAGAGCCAGCUUCACUCCGGAGCAAGUUGCUGAAUGCAGAGAGCUCUUCCAGAUUUUCGACAAGAACGGCGACGAUAAGAUCGACAAGUCGGAGUUUGUCCCGAUGAUGAAGGCUCUCGGAUUGAACCUCAGCAGUCAGGAGCUGGACAUGUUCUUCACUCGGAUGGACUACAACGGGGACGGCAGCGUGCAGUUCCACGAGCUCGUGAGGUUCCUGGAGGGCAUCUCCCAGCCAAUCACGUUGGAGCAGGAGCUCAAGGAGGCCUUCGCCUUUUUCAACCCUGACACACUGGAGAUGGAGCCACACGAGAGCCUUGAAGUCAUCAACCAGAAAGGGUUGGCACAGAUCUUUGAGGAGAUGGGUGAAGACAUCAGCGAGCUCGAGUGCCGAGAGAUGAUCUUGGCUGCAACUGGAGGGAGGGAGGUCAUAGAUUUCAAGACCUUCCAGAAGCUCUGCAAGCCCCGGAAGUCGGGUGCAGCUGGUAGCGGCAAGAUGCUUGCUAACAUGUCCUCUGGAAUUCCGUCCCCGCGACAUCUGAAAGCCAGCUUUGCGGUGGUCGGAGUGUGCACGAACUUCCGACAUGACUUCAGAGGCAUCUCUAGGCAUGUUCGAGAAGCCAUCCGCGACACGAAGAAGCAGAUGCUGGAGCGAAAGAUCUCGCAUCUGCGCUUUCUUGUUUGCGGUGGCGACGGCACGGUCACGUGGGUCCUCCAUGAACUGGAGGCUUGCAAAGAAGAAAACCGCCAUCUCUUCACCACGCAGAACGAGGAGCCAGCCGUCGGUGUCGUGCCAGCUGGCACCGGAAACGACCUGGCCCGUUCGUUAGGCUGGGGGCCGAAGCUGAAAUCAGUGGCGGCUCUCGUCGGUUAUGUACAGUGGGCCCUGGCUGCAGAUAUCGUGCCACUGGACCAGUGGCAGGUGACGCUAACCUUCAGUCAGGGGGACCUCGUCGCGAAUCACGUGACUGACCUACGUGUGCCACCUGCAUUCCGAGAGAAGCUGUCUUCUCCAGAGAAGCGGUGCUUCGAGGGCUACUUCCAAAACUACUUCUCCAUUGGCAUGGAUGCCAGCGUCACGUAUGGGGUGGAGCGUGCGCGAAAGUCAUGCCUAGGUCGACUUUGCUUCCUGUUCGGCUGCGGCAAGGUGUGCUAUGGAGUUCAGGCACAUCGGUUGCAGUGCUGCUGCUCCCCAGCGCUCAGCUUACAAGACGGCAAGGUGCAGUUGCGAACCAGCACGUCGCCGCCGCCUGCCGCAACGACACCCUGGGUUUCUCACGAGGUGGAAAGAACUCGUCAGAUCACCUUGCUGAACAUCAAUUCUUAUGGCUCUGGCAGGGUGGUGCUCAACCACGACGACCUCCUCGACACGUCGCCUUCGGAUCAGUUGCUGGAACUGGUAACCGUGCGGAAUGCAUGUUCCUUCGGAUGCGUCAUGGCUGGAGGCACUGCGCAGGUACACAGCAGUGCUGAGAGCUGCUUUCCUGUCAAGGGCCUCACCCUCCGCAGCUGUGGGCUCGGCCUUUGCAGCGAGGCCAAGAUGACGGCGACAGUCAACUACCCAUGGCCAGGCAAAGGCAAAGGUAGCCAGGCCAAGGGUGCAUGGGGCAAAGGCGCCAAGGGCAGAUGGUCCCGUGAGGCCUGGAAAGGCUGGGGCAAGGCCGCAAGUGCCUGGGAGAAGGGAGCUGGACUCAAAGGUAAGGGCCGGGGGCGGGGGAAGGGCAAAGGUCAAGCUGCGUGGACCUGGAAUCAGACCUUGCUCAUGCCCGGCGAUGUCGUGCGCCUGCGGCGAUUCGAUGAUCCCGACAUUCACAUCGGCCCGCUGACCGUCUCAAGCCUCGCACAGGACAUCCUGUGCUUUCAGUCCGAGUCCGGAUACCUGCGGCUGCAGAGGAGAGGCGGCGACCUCCAGGGUAAGCGAGGCGGAAGCCGCACAUUGUUCUCAGUUUCAAGGGGCAGCGCCUUCGAAGACCGGGAGGUCGUCCUGUUCGGACAGGCCGUAGGGAUGUUCCUGACCAUUGAAGCAGAUGGUAGCAUUGGCGCCAGCGUGUCGCGCAGAUCGUUGCUCUGCGAGUGGCUGACCUCCGGAUCCGAGGAGAUUCGGUCGGAGGCCCCGGAGUCACCCGAGGCCUCGGAAGGCCUCCGCAAUCGGCUUCCAAAGGCCGAGACUGAGACCGAGCCGGAGUCUCUGCCAAAAGCCGAGGCGAAAGAUCAGCAAACCCCAGCGCCCGCAGAGACGACCGUCUUUGAAGAUGCUGGCGGACUCAAUGAGUCCUUGGAGCCGGAAGCCUUUUGGGCAAAGGAACUUCAGAACGCACCUAUCUUUGAGCUCAACUUCCCUCCGCUGCACCCCUUGGAUGCGUACUUGACGCACGAAGUGGGCAGAGCGCAUCGGAUUCUUUCCGGACAGGUGGUCCCAGAAGUUGUGCUCGCCGCAUGGGUCCUUUUGCUCUGUCGGUAUUCUCGCGCGGAGGAGGUACUGCUUCUGGUCUCCCAGGACAGUCCCGUGGCUUUGCGGCUGGCAAGCUUGGAGCAGUUGUCACUACAGCAAGCCGCAGAUGCCUACCGCAAUCGUUUGGCAGAUGCCAGGUCCUGUUGGGCCCAUGUUCCUGCGGAUAUACUGAAGUGCCGUGUGGGCUUUCUCUUCGGGCCAGCGACGGAUCUUGACUGGACAGCACCUUGCGGCCAAGGCCGGCUGAUGCUGCAGCUGCAAUGCGAGCCUCAAGCCGAAGGCCUUGCAUGUACUCUUCUCUUUGAGCAAGGCUUGCUCAGCACGGCAAGUGCCGCACGGGCCCUGGAGCAUUUGGAAGCGCUGCUCUCCACGGACCUCACUUUGCCAGCGGGGCUGUUGGAGGUCUGCAACGAAAUGGAGCAGUGGAUGUUGCUGGAUUGGAGUGAUCAAAGAUCAGAGAGAUACCUUGACUCUGGCAAAUGCAUCCACCACUUCUUCCAAGAACAGGCCUCUGCUGUGCCCAGUCGAACGGCAAUUAUCGAAGACUCCGAGUCUUUGACUUAUGCCCAGCUAGCUGCAGAAGCAGGGCAGGUAGCUUCAGAGCUUCUGUCGGCCGACGUCACUGUAGAUAGCUUGGUGCCACUGAUGUCCCAUCGCUGCACGGAGAUGAUCAUUGCGAUCUUCGGCAUCCUCUUUGCUGGCGGUGGGUAUGUUCCCUUGGACACCAAGUGGCCAGACGACCGUGUCAUGGAGGUGAUCUCGCAAUGUGCUCCACGUGCUGUCUGCGCCGGCCCAGGCUUUGCAGUUCGCCUACAGUCCCUCGUAAAAGAGUUGAGCACCUGCCAGAUCUUGGACAUCAAGCGGAAACAAUUGAAAUCUCUCAGCGCACCUAUGCGAGUCGCGUCCGAACCCAACAGCACCAAUGCGGUGUACUGCUUUUUCACUUCGGGAUCUUCAGGCAAGCCCAAGGGUGUGGUGGUGGAGCACCGUGGACUGGUGCACCGCAUUCUUUGGUUUCAGGACCGGUGGCAAAUGCGUCCGGGCGAGUGUGGAAUCCUGAAGCACAGCUACACCUUCGGCUUGUCCGAGUGGGAGAUCUUCUGGCCACUCUCCGUGGGUGGUACGCUGGUCCUCUGCCGUCCGGACGGGGAAAAAGAUAUGGAGUACUUGUGGCAGCUCUCUGAGCAGUAUCGAGUGCGGACCCAGGUCUUCGUGCCCUCGGUCCUCAGGGCAUUGCUGGAGUACGCAGAGCUUGAGUUCGAAGACCAGCAGGUAAAGCUUUGGCCGGACCUGAAGGCAGCCAUCACCUGUGGCGAGGCUUUGCCGCCAAGCCUCGCGCAGCAGUUCUUCGACUUCCUGCCGCAUGCCACGCUGGACAACCUCUACGGCCCUACCGAAGGCGAAAUGACCGUUUGGCGGCUUCCCAUGGGCCGCAUUUUGCAAAGCAUGCCGAUCGGAGAGCCCAUGGAGGGCUCCAGAAUCCUAAUUUGUAGCUCUGGCGGUUUGGCUGGUGUCGGGGAGCCCGGGGAGAUCUACUUCGGAGGUGACUUCAUUGCACGAGGCUACCUGGGCAUGCCGCAGCUCACAGAGGAGAAGUUCGUCCUCGAUCGUUUUCUGGGUGCCGAGGGCACGAAGCUGUAUGCUUCGGGCGACCUAGCCAGGUGGAGGGAGUCUGGAAUUCUGGACUUCCUUGGCCGGGCCGACUUCCAGGUGAAGCUGCGGGGCUUCCGCAUCGAGCUGGGGGAGAUCGAGGAGGCAUUGCGCGCGGCAGGCGCCAAGAAUUCCGUGUGCAUCGUGGUUGGGCAGGGGACACAGCAGCGGCUGGUGGCCUACGUGAUCAUGCCUGGAGGUGAUCAAGCGACUUUGCGCGCCGCUUGCACCAGCCGUCUCCCUGCCUACAUGGUGCCAGCACAGGUGGUCUUCUUGGAAGCCAUGCCGCGGACAGCCAGUGGCAAAAUUGACCGCAAGGCACUGCCAGCACCACCGGAGCCACAAGGGGAGAGCGAGGAGGCGGUGCUUGUGGUGGAGCCGCGAGACUCCCUGGAAGAGCGCAUCCGCGAGAUCUGGGCCAAGGUGUUGGACCGUGCACCUGAGAGUCUCAGCGUGGAAGCAGAUUGGCCUCUGGUCGGUGGCAAUUCCCUUCUGGCCGGGAAAGCAACUUCACUUUUGCGCAAAGAGCUGGGCGUGCAGCUGCCAGGGACGGCCAUGUACACCAACAGCACGAUUGCCAAGCUGGCCCUUUUGGCGUCGAAGCUCGGAGCUACCGUUUCAGGUGACGAGCCCAAGCCUGCCGAGACGAGCCAGGCACCGAAUCACUAUGAUGGAUUCAGACCAUAUUCAGACCGCCACAGUAGUGGUCUCUGUUGUGGAGCCUCAAGUCCUCAAGACCCAAAACCCCCUACUCGUUUGCCUUUUUCCUUCGGGGGCGGCUUAUUUUCUGCAAACCCCCAUGUUCUUUCAUGA